Molecule: messenger RNA, 1258 nt
Organism: Doryrhamphus excisus (bluestripe pipefish)
Lineage: Eukaryota; Metazoa; Chordata; Actinopteri; Syngnathiformes; Syngnathidae
Gene: exosc1
Product: exosome component 1
Biological process (GO): RNA processing
Cellular component (GO): cytoplasm; nuclear exosome (RNase complex)
Molecular function (GO): RNA binding
Source: RefSeq, a predicted model, not a curated record
CAUAGGGUGGCGCCAUUGCACGCAGUUUGCAAACAACAAAAGAAGAAGAAGUCUGAUCCUUCCUUAACAGCCAAUGGCCUGACGAAGAGCUCUUCUUCUCAAACAUGUCACCCAUGAAGCUGUGUGUUCCUGGUGACAAACUGUGCAGUGUCGAAGACUGCACCCCCGGCACAGGCGUAUACCUGCGGCAUGGAUAUAUCUACUCCUCACUUGCAGGCUAUGUGCUCAAGAAGAACGAAGGAGAGGAGUUGCCAGUCAUCUCUGUUGUGAGAGAAACUGAAACCCAGCUACUGCCUGAUGUAGGAGCCAUAGUCACAUGUAAGGUAACAAGCAUCAACCCCAGGUUCGCUAAGGUCCACAUCCUUUAUGUUGGCUCCACGCCGCUGAAAGACCGCUUCAGGGGAACUAUCAGAAAAGAAGACGUGCGAGCAACAGAGAAAGACAAGGUAGAGACGUAUAAAUGUUUUAGACCUGGAGAUAUUGUCCUGGCCAAAGUGAUCUCACUGGGCGAUGUGCAGUCCAACUACCUGCUGACUACAGCUGAGAAUGAGCUGGGUGUCGUGGUGGCCCACAGCGAAGCGGGUGCACAGAUGGUUCCCAUCAGCUGGUGUGAGAUGCAAUGUCCACUGACGCAUGCCAAAGAAUUCCGCAAAGUGGCAAGAGUCCAGCCAGAGUUUCUGCAGGCCUGAAAAGUCUUGGACUUUUUUUUUUUCCCCCCUUCCACAAGGAACACACAGCUUCCCUCCUCCUGAUCUUUGGGUGACCAAGGAGCCCCCUGAUUUGUUUGGAUGACACUGGAUGGCUUUAGAAGUCUUCAUAUUUGUGGUCAAUAGUGUGCUGUCACAUUGAUUGCAACCAAUGUGUACCAACAGUAUACUGCGGUCAGGGGGGGGGCUUGUUGCCAGCUUAAUUAUAAUAACUGGUGGUCUGAUAAGAGCUGCAAUAAAUUAUGUUGCAGUGUAGCAUUCCAUGUUUAAAGACAGGUAGGUUACAGUAACUCCAAUAAGUUACUUCUAUUAUCUAGCAAUUUGGACUGCAACAUAGAGCAAAUGUAGGUGCAGCUUAAUGUGAUUGUGUUUUGAAUAGGCAUUUUUUUUACACCUUUUAAUACAACACGUGGAAGUAAAUGUCUGUUAUCCGGCACAUUAUGAGCCUACAAGAAAUGAGCAUGAAAGUAUUUUAUAAUGUAAUGAAGUAUCUCUCUCGCUUUACUGCAGAUGUCUGCAUAAGUGAAAUAAAAUGAAACCCGGUUGCCUUG